Molecule: messenger RNA, 2334 nt
Organism: Kwoniella shivajii
Lineage: Eukaryota; Fungi; Basidiomycota; Tremellomycetes; Tremellales; Cryptococcaceae
Exons: 6
Coding region: 1-2334 (777 amino acids)
Source: RefSeq, a predicted model, not a curated record
AUGGUAACGGAGCCAAGAUUGCUACCCGUAUCACAAAAAGCGAAGCCCCGAUGGAAAGCACUCAAUGGACGUUUGAAUACCUCUGUACAUUGUCGGGAAGGUGAAUUAGAGAUUCACCUAUUACAGGAUGGGAAGUUCAUUGUCAAGCAGCUUUUCACAUUACUCUCGGCAUUAGAAACACAACCACUUCGAAAAAUCACCACCGGUCCUUUGGCCCUUGCAUUCUGGUACGAUUCGAUCCAGACACCAUUCAUAUCAGGCAUGAAAAUGCAAGAACGUUUUCAACUGGUCUUCACAAAUCCCGAAGAUCACAUCUCCUUUCUUGACAUGAUGAAAGGAUACUUCAAGAUUGUACAGACUCCCAAUCCACCGGUCAUAAGGACACCUGUCGCAUUACCUGGUUACUCUCAGUCACAGAUCACCAUCGAGUCUCGAGGUAAAGCUCUAAAAGGCGCUACAAGGUCCCUUACCAAGACUCAGAACAAGUCAAAAAUAGGCGAAAGUCAAUCUCAGUUGUGCUCUACUACGACACGUAGUCCCUUAAAGUCAACCCCUCAAGUGCAUGAUGACCAGAACGUCGGUGAUAUUCAGCCCCAAAACAAUCAGCCAACGAAUGGGGCUGACAGGCCAUCGUCAUCCAACUUCAGUCCAGGGCAAGAAGUCUCUCCCAGUCUUUCGCCUUCUGAAGAUGACGCUACCGAAAGACUAAAGAAAGCUCUUUUGGGAAACUUCUCUUGCUCACCUUCACAAGCACAGAAAGACACUACUCCACCUGCACAAGACCUUAUAUGUAACAACACCAAGAGGAUCAAUUCGAACCUCAAUAGACAAGGCAGUCACGAUAUCGACUCUGCUAGACCUUUGAGCUCGUAUCAACAAUUUCCAAGUGCAUCACUAGAUUCAUCAAUUUGUCCAACGGUACCACCUCAUCCGAUAUACCGCCAGGAUCUGAUGGAUGUCACUUCUGUCGACACGAUCUCACAGAUGCAAGCUGGAAUACAUAAUUCAGAACAUCCCCCAGAAACCCAAUUCAACCCGACCGAUGAAUCAGAACCCCUCAUCGUCUUUUCGCCCUGCUUAAUUGCGCUACCUAGCCCUAUUACCACAUCUCUUUCCCCUAUACUCAAAGACAGACCUGAAGUCGCCGAUCUGCUCAGCAUAGAUCUAGACGAGAAGCAUCAAGUGUUACUUACUGAACAACAAAAGGAAGAAGAAAGGCUCAGAAAGUGCAAAAGAAAGAGAGCCGAAAUGGAAGAUGAGCUAGAAGAAGAGAGUGAAGACGACGAGGACGAUUUAGCUCAAGCAUCAACUGGUGUUAGUAUCGAAACGAAACCUAAUUUGCUGGGCGGUAUUCAUUCUGUAAAUCUCCCAAAGUUACCGUACGGAAGGGGGGUAUAUGAUCUUUCGCAGGAAGAUCUAAGGAAAUUGGUUGAAGAGGUAUUAUUCGAGCAAGGGUUCAACAGACUUACCGAAAGAGUACACAGUAUAAUUGAUGGAAGGCUUGCGGAACUCCACCGAGAACAGCCUUUCUUCCACACCAUACAUCGUUCAAGCUUGAAUGAUUGGUAUACUCCUCACUGUCAUCAAUCUCAACGUCACAUUUACUACCAAGAUUCAUAUCCACCUACUGAUCAUUAUAAUCCUCAAGCAUAUACUCACCCUGGAUAUUCAACAAAUUCUACUCACCCAGCUUAUCACGAUCACAUUCCUACUCAUACAGCUCAGCAAUUCCACUACCAUCCAAGCAAUCGCCUACAAAGCAUCUCAACGCAUUCGGAUCACCACAAGAACUUUUUAAAAGCUACCCAAGAGAUGCUCACUUACUCACAGCAGUCGUAUCACACUGACCAUUCUCAGCUUGAUCACAAGCAAAGAGCGACGCUCAAUGAAAUCCAGUAUCAUCAAAGCCCUAACUCGCCAAAGAAGGAGUCUGACAACUGGAACGAAGUACUGGAUGUUGAUUUCAGACAUCAUACUAAUCAUUGGCCGGAGCAAAGGGAAUCUCUCACAAUCUUAUCGAAAAGUCAAUCCCAAGGACGAUAUGCAGCGUCAGGAUACGAAAAUGGUGAUUGCAGGUCGCGUCGGCCUGCAAUAGAUUCUUAUUGUGGUUCUGAUGAAAUGGUCACGACCGAAGCUGAAUCUCAAGUAUAUAGUCAGUUUACAUUUGGGGGGUAUCAACCCCCUGUACAAGAGCCUAUUAAGGUUCAAGAAGAAGAGCACGACAUUGGUGAUGUUAGUGCAGAGCUUGAUGAGGUGGAAGUAGAGGAGGAAUUCGAUUACGAUCAUGAGGUGGCCGAGGAAGAUAGACAGCUGGAGGAUGAAGUCGAUGGGUAG